AUAGAAACCAUCGAUCUCUCUCCCUUUCACUUUCUCUUUGAAACCCUAGUCUGUACACCAUCGAACUCAAAACAAUCAUCUCAUCCUCCCCUCUCUCAAAUUAGACUCACAAAACCACCCCAUCUCCCAAAUUGGAUUUGUAAAACCACUUUUACUCUGGCAUUUUUGAACAUGAAACCACUAUCCAAGCCUUUAGGUUACAGCCGUCGAUGCGAUCAAAUGAGUUAAAGACCUGUGCGUAAAGAGUGAAAAAUCGAGGAUGGGUUCUCAAUUUUUUUUGUUUCUUUCUUUGGAUUCUGAGGCUGAUCGGUGAAAACCCAUUUGGGAAAGGACUAGAUUUUGCACCUCAAUCAACUCUCGACCCUCCUCCCUAGUUCAUCUCACCCCCAACUCCAGUAAUUUGGCAUUCUCUCUUACCUACAUCAUUUCAUUUCUCAAAUUUUCAUCUUUUACUUUACAAUUUUUUUUAUUAAUUUCAUGUUUCUGUUUACCAUUAUUAAUGAAAAUUCACUUUUUGCUUCUCUUUUUUUCUUUUGUUGGCCAUUGGUAUUGUUCUGGGCUGCUAUUAUCGUGUUUGGUUUGUAAUUGCUAUUCCAGUGGUAUCCUGAUAUGUGAUUGGAAAAUGUGCUGUGGUUGCAAGAUUAGAUGCUUGUCUGGCAAUCGGAUUCCUCUAAAAAUUACUAGACUAUCUAUUUAGUGAGUAGAUUUGUUUUCCAGUAAGUGCUUGACCUAUUUAUUGGUCUUCCAACCUAUGCGGUAUUAGCAUAUUGUUUUGAUUGUUUUGUUAUUAAGUUAAUUUUGUGAGUUUUUCUAUAUUGGUGAAUGGAGGAAGUGCCAAUGUUUAUUUUAAAGGUUUGAGAACCCUUUCACUCUCUAUCAAUAAAAUUACUUUUGCUAAAAGAAAGUAUAUUGCUUUGCUUAAUUUUCUUCACUUGAAUUAAUUUUAUUUCCUAUUAUACACUCAUUCUUUUCGUCAUAAUUUUCUUUGCAAUUUAUACUUCUAUAUAAGAAUAUCUCUUUUUCAUAAGAAAUACUAACUGAGUAUUUUACUGCUUAGUUGGAGUUUGAUUCAGCACUCACUUUCACUUAAUUUCAGCUAUAAGGGACUCUGUUCUCAUUCUGUUUCAAGUGAUUUUUUUUGUAGAAACAUCAAGUCUUAGUAGUGAAUGCACUUUUAGGAGUAUAGCACAGGCCUAUGGUUUAUGGUCUAAUUAAGGUGAAGAGACUUCGAGAUGAGCAUAUAUAUAGCCAAGAUUUGGUAUUCCGGUUAAGGCAAAAUUUCAACUAGAGACCUUGUACUUUUUGAUAAUUUUAUAUGGUAAAUUAAACUAUUUUGUAUUUGAAGAUCCAUUUGUUGAUAGUAUUGUGGAAAAUUAUAAUUUAUGAUGUUAAUGUCAAAAUUAUUCUUUCUAGCUAUUUAAUUAAGACUCGCAACCCCCACCAACCUUUCACCCUAGUAAGCCCUAGCUUGUGCCUAAUGCCUCUUCACCGAAAAAUCAGGUGAGAUUUAGUUCUUCUUCUUCCUCUCAAGUUCGAUUUAUGGAUUUAUAGGCUUAUGACUCUAAAACUAUAAUCAAUCCACACCUUGUUGUUGUUGCCUUCUCCCCAAUUCUUAAUCCGUGUUGCGUAACUAGAGCGGUGUAGGAGGUCGUCAUUCUUAGCAUCCUCUGCCAGUGGGAGGUUUAUAAACGCUAGUCAUGACUUAUAAAGGAAACAUCUAUUUCAUUCCCAUACUCGUACCAAUUUUAUCUUGAUACUUGAUUACAUUGUUGGUAUGCUUUAACUUUAAAUAAGGAUUGCACAUCUUUUAUUUACUGAGAUAUCUCAUGAUUUUUCCUUGUCCACCAUUUCAGGUAGUGAGACUUGAGAUGGAGGGAACCGAGGGGAGUGAUGAG
Messenger RNA from Rubroshorea leprosula, 1895 nucleotides. The record is from the annotation of a GenBank genome assembly. Lineage: Eukaryota; Viridiplantae; Streptophyta; Magnoliopsida; Malvales; Dipterocarpaceae.